AUGGUAUCCACCAAUCAUAUUUUCUCUGUAUUUGCAUUCACCGGGUUUAUCUUGAUGGACAUACUCCUACCACUUCAUAUAAAAGCAAGGAAUAUUGGCACAUCCGCUUUUAUCAUAUGGGCAAGCCUACUUUGCUUUAAUGGAUUCGUAAACUCAAUCGUAUGGAAUGAUAACGUCACGAAUUGGGCACCUGUGUGGUGUGAUAUAUCCUCGCGGCUGAUGAUAGGUGGAGGCAUUGGCAUACAGUCAGCGUGCUUAUGCAUAGCUCGCGAUCUUUAUCAUGUCACCAGUAAUGUAAUCUCACAUCGGAGAGCACAGGGUGAACACAAGCGGCUUUGGCGAGCCAUUCUGCGCGAUUAUUUUUUCGUACUAGGAAUCCCAGUCUUGCGCAUCGUCCUUUCCUAUACAAUUCAAUUUAAUCGCUUUUACAUCAUGGAGGAUGCAGGGUGCUUCUAUGCUUUAGAAAACACUCCGCUCACUUAUCCGCUGUUUACGGUAUGGCCAGGAGUCAUUGGCAUUAUUGUUGCCCUCUACGUAUGUGCCACUGUUCGGAAACUAAUUCAACGAAGAGCACGAUUCAAGGCCUUCAUGCAACAUGAUGAUCAGUUUCUGCGUCUAUUAGCAGUGGUCAUCGUAAUACCUGUAUGCUCGUUCACGCCAAGUAUAUGGAAUAUCGUGAAUGAUGUUACCCAAAAUCCAGCAUUGCCAUGGCCUGGCUGGGGCUCAAUGCAUGCUAAUAUUUCUCACGUUGAACAAUUCACCAUUCUUGAUUUAGGAGCUCAGAAUGCUACCUUACAGGUCUUUAGAUGGGCUUUUGUGAUAUACGCCGUCAUUUUCUUUGCAUUUUUUGGGUUCACUACAGGUGCGAAGAGGCAUUAUCGUCUUGUUUUCGCCUUCUUCCGCCAUCGUAGUGACUCGGGAGCUUCGUGCGUGGAGGAUAUGAGGAUGGAGCGCGCUGCUAGCUGCCGCAUACCCGCACUUUCAGCAUCUGCUAGACGGACGUCGGGUCGUCUCUACUUGCCACCGUACCUAUCAGCCAUAUCUCUUGAUGAUCUGCAACGCAUCUCUAGAUCUCGUGAUUCGUGCAUUCAUGAACUCUCUGAGCAGGAAUUCAAGUCUAAUCUGGAAUUGAGGCCAGAUCAUGUCACCUGCAGAAGUAGUGAAGACAGGGGAGAAGAGCAUAUGCCGACUUUACCAUCGAUACCUGUCCAACCCUCACCCGUCCUGGAUAUCAUGUCGAUUCUGCACCGCCACUCAGCAGAUGUUUAG
Messenger RNA from Serpula lacrymans var. lacrymans S7.9, 1269 nucleotides. RefSeq lists its product as uncharacterized. Gene Ontology annotation, molecular function: mating-type factor pheromone receptor activity. Gene Ontology annotation, cellular component: membrane. The transcript has 7 exons. The record is from RefSeq and is a predicted model, not a curated record. NCBI's taxonomy places the organism in Eukaryota, Fungi, Basidiomycota, Agaricomycetes, Boletales, Serpulaceae. Gene Ontology annotation, biological process: G protein-coupled receptor signaling pathway. Bases 1 to 1269 code for a protein of 422 amino acids.